Messenger RNA from Solanum lycopersicum (tomato), 913 nucleotides. Its product is annotated as actin-depolymerizing factor 1. Gene Ontology annotation, molecular function: actin filament binding. Lineage: Eukaryota; Viridiplantae; Streptophyta; Magnoliopsida; Solanales; Solanaceae. Gene Ontology annotation, biological process: actin filament depolymerization. The record is from RefSeq and is a predicted model, not a curated record. Gene Ontology annotation, cellular component: cytoplasm; actin cytoskeleton.
AAAAUACGCGGCGCCAAGUCAAGUCACUCACACAAUAAUUAGUGUGUACGAUAACCACACAAUAAAAAUUCCCUUCCAUUGAGAAGCCACCUUUAUUAAGGAGAAGAGCUCCUCUAGUCUUUAAGAUUCACAUAAAAACAUCUCUUUCUUAUUGAGCCUUGAAGCCCUUCUUGAAAUCUCUUUGAAUUUUUCAAAUACAAUCAAAAUGGCUAAUGCAGCGUCCGGGAUGGCUGUGCAUGAUGACUGCAAGUUAAGGUUCUUGGAGCUGAAAGCAAAAAGAACGCACCGCUUUAUUGUUUUCAAGAUAGAGGAGAAACAAAAGCAGGUUGUGGUUGAAAAGGUUGGUGAGCCAGCCCAAGGUUACGAGGAUUUCACUGCGUGUCUUCCUGAUAAUGAAUGUCGAUAUGCUGUCUACGAUUUUGAUUUCGUCACUGCAGAGAAUUGCCAGAAAAGCAGGAUCUUUUUCAUUGCAUGGUCCCCUGACACAUCAAGGGUGAGAAGCAAGAUGAUCUAUGCCAGUACAAAGGAAAGAUUCAAGAGAGAGCUUGAUGGAAUUCAGGUUGAGUUGCAAGCAACCGACCCAACCGAAAUGGGACUUGAUGUUAUUAAGAGCCGCGCCAACUAGAUAUCGACUGAUAGGUAUCAGAUGGACCUUAUAAGAAGUGAAAACUCCUAAUGCAAUCAUCUUUUUUACUUUUAAGGAAAUAUUUACAGUGUGACAGAUACUUGGUAUAUUGAUUGCCAAGUGCUCUACAGUAUAUGUACUUUUUAAUGAACAAGUUCUAUGGUGUUUGAUAUAUGAUGUAAUUUGUUACCUUUUUUUGUUCCAAGUUUUCAACUAGUAGUUUGAUUCUAUAAACUAAUAUGUAUCCAUUUCUGAGGGAUAAGGUACAUUUUAGAUUGUUUUCCUAAA